AUGAACUCGAUGCACAGACCGACAGUCUUGCACGCGCGGGACGGUGGGAAAUUAUGGUACAUCCAUGAGGAGCUGGAGCGUGCAGGGUUAUCGGUUGUGAAGAUUGUGGAAGUUCAGGCAGAAAUUCACCCUCUUGUUGUUGACUUGACUGGGAAGAUGAAGCCUAAGCAUGGGCUGGAAGCGAAGUUUAGUGUGCAUCAUGGUGGAGCAGUUAGGUUGUUGUUGGGAAAGUCUACACCGGUGCAGUAUGAGAAUGAGGUCGUUACUAAUUCGUGA
Messenger RNA from Penicillium odoratum, 276 nucleotides. RefSeq lists its product as uncharacterized. The transcript has a single exon. Gene Ontology annotation, molecular function: lyase activity. The record is from RefSeq and is a predicted model, not a curated record. Lineage: Eukaryota; Fungi; Ascomycota; Eurotiomycetes; Eurotiales; Aspergillaceae. Bases 1 to 276 code for a protein of 91 amino acids.